CAAAUCGCUCUAUUCUCUUAGCUUUUCCCACUACAAUGGCAUCCCUCACAUUACUGGCUUGUGUUCUGUUCAUUCUCCUUCCUGUAAUAAGAUCCGACCCAGAUGCAUUGCAGGAUUACUGUGUUGCAGACAAUGCAGCUUCCUCAACUGGAAUGAAUGGGAUUCCAUGUCUGAACCCUGCAGAGGUUCAUGCAGAGCAUUUCAAGACAUCAAUUCUGGGCAUUGCAGGCAAUACAUCAGGCACAGGACUAGCGGCAACUCCCAUUACUCCACAGUCCAUGCCAGGGAUUAACACCCUUGGAUUGACUAUGAUUCGCUUUGACAUAGCCCCAAAAGGGCUCAUUCCUCCUCAUUCUCACCCAAGAGCCUCUGAAAUGGUGUUUGUGCUGAGAGGGCAUUUGAGUGUUGGAUUUGUUGAUACCAACGGCAAGUUUUUGUCUACAAAGAUCACACCAGGUGAUGCUUUCAUCUUUCCCAGAGGCACCUUACAUUAUCUGAAAAACAUUGGGAAGGUGCCUGUUGUUCUGAUUGGUUCCUUCAACAGCCAAAAUCCUGGUACAAAUCUUGUCUCUUUGGCCCUUUUUGCUUCCACUCCUCCCAUUUCUGACAACAUUCUGGCCCAAGCAUUCCAGAUUGAUGUCGGUCAGGUGGAGAAGAUCAGGAAAAGCUUUGGUGGUUGAUAUUCUCUGGGAUAUUGAGUAGUCCAUUUAAGUGUCAGUAUUUUUAUCUGUGUCUGUCAAUUCUUAUUACGUAUCCAAAAACUCCAUCUCUGUAAGAUAUGAGAUGUGAGAUGUUUCAGGUGUCAGAGUGCUUUUAUCUGUAUCUGUGAAUUCCUAAAAUAAGAUCAAGGAGAUGAUUGGUUGUUCUCCCUGUGUUAUGUGUAGAUAGUUGCAUAUUAUAUGCACGAUUCUGGGUGGGCUGUGUUGGAUUGUAAACAUCAAGUACUUUCACAGUCAAGCAAUAACAAUAUACCUUGUACUGCAUUGUACUCA
Messenger RNA from Cryptomeria japonica (Japanese cedar), 992 nucleotides. RefSeq names its product germin-like protein 5-1. Bases 36 to 680 code for a protein of 214 amino acids. Gene Ontology annotation, molecular function: manganese ion binding. Gene Ontology annotation, cellular component: cell wall. NCBI's taxonomy places the organism in Eukaryota, Viridiplantae, Streptophyta, Pinopsida, Cupressales, Cupressaceae. The record is from RefSeq and is a predicted model, not a curated record. The transcript has a single exon.